Molecule: messenger RNA, 2184 nt
Organism: Bursaphelenchus xylophilus (pine wood nematode)
Lineage: Eukaryota; Metazoa; Nematoda; Chromadorea; Rhabditida; Aphelenchoididae
Source: the annotation of a GenBank genome assembly
AUGGAGCCGGUUCAAGCGGUUGAUUCAGGUGGAGAUGCCACUAAACUGGCUGAAAUUGGAGUGGCCGCCAUCAAGCCGGAAUUUUUGAAAAAAUCUGGGGUACGUCUUUGAAUUUUUAUUAUUUUCUUUCUUAGGACAUCGUUGUUGAUGAAAACCGGCGAACAGAACCUGCAGUGGUCAAUGUUGAGGCGGAAAAGGCGCGGAAAGCCGCUAGGCGAGGUCAGGAUCGAAAACGAGAAAAGAAAAUGGCCCAUGCCAUGGCUGAUGUGAGGCUAAAUUCCGUUCGGUUGUGUCCGUCGUUGUUGAUUCCCGGGCGGGAAUGCAAGUUCGGAGCCAAGUGUAAUGCUCUUCACGAUUUGGGAGAGUACAUGAAGCAGAAGCCAGCUGAUAUUGGUAAGUUUUUUUAAUGGCCUAUAUUACACCUAGUAAAUUUUCUUUAUUAUUUUUUCGAAGUUUAGGUGAUACCUGCGUGAUCUACGAUCAAGUUGGACGAUGUAAUUUUGGAGUUUCUUGUCGUUUUGCGGGUGCUCAUACGGAUCCGACUAGUUUUGAACAGAAAUCCAAAGAUCCGGAUCCAAAAUUCCAACCGAAUCUCAACUCCGAAGCAGUGAAGCUGCAGAUCGCCAUGAGAAAGCACCAGUACGAUUUUAGCCUCUCCGACAACGUUGUAAAAGAAUAUAGGCAGCAAAAAGAAGAAGAUAGUUCAAUUGGAGCCAUGGAAAGGGAGAAACUCAAGUUGAAUAUGAAAGAUCUGAAAGGAAAGAAGUAUUUGGCUCCGCUGACUACAGUUGGCAACCUUCCUUUCCGUCGAUUAUGUGUGGAACUUGGUGCCGAAGUUACUUGCGGUGAAAUGGCAAUCGCUACUAGCUUGUUACAGGUAAAUUUUCUGCUCCACUUGACUUCAAUUUCGAAUUUUGUUAUAUUGUCUAUGAUGUGGUGUAGAAUUAUCUUUCUUCCAGGGGAAUCCGAGUGAAUGGUCGUUGGUAAAGCGUCAUCCAACUGAGAAAAUCUUUGGGGUUCAACUGGCUGGAGGCUAUGCGGACACAAUGUCUAAAGCCGCCCAAAUUCUCACGGAAAAUAUGGAAGUGGACUUUAUCGAUAUCAAUCUUGGCUGUCCCAUUGAUGCUGUGAAUGAUAAAGGCGGUGGCUGCGCAUUGUUCAACCGGUCCAGCAAACUUUCGGAGGUAGGUCAUCAUGGAUACUAUAAUUGAUCAAAAUUUUGGAAAACGUCUUUGUCAUGUGUAAUAUAGAUUAUAUAUUGUCUUUUUAGGUGGUUCAUUGUAUGCAAAAUGUGAUGAGCGAGACCCCAUUGUCCGUGAAGAUGAGAUAUGGCCUAAAAGAAGGAGAAAGAGUUGCUCAUAAAGUAAUCCAAAAAUUGGUCGAUGGAUACCCUCCACAGCUAAUCACACUGCACCCCAGAUCAAAGUAAGCUCUGAGAUUGUAAUGGGAUGAAAAGGUUAUUUACCGAAGUCGUAUUUAGCGAGUUAUGACUAAAAAGAGAUUGUUUUAUAAAUUUAUACAUGCUUCUUGGACAAAUCUUGUCGCUACAUAGCGAAGGUUCGGCUUGAAGAAGUCAUUUUUGUCCUCACAUAUUCUUUAUACCGAAGUUUCACUGUGUCAUGUCCAAAUUGCAGAGAACAACGCUACACAAAAGCCGCCGAAUGGGAUUACGUCCCACAAUGUGCUGACGCGGCCCAAGGAAAAGUCCCAUUGUGGGUGAGUGGCGACACCUACAACUAUGUUGACUACUACAAAAAUUUGGAGCAGCAUACAAUAGAUGGAGUCAUGAUUGGGCGUGGCGCACUCAUCAAACCAUGGCUCUUCACGGAGAUUGAUGAGAAAAGAGACUGGGACAUCUCGGCCUCGGAAAGAUUGGAUUUGAUCCGAAAAUUCUGCAAUUACGGCCUCGAACAUUGGGGCAGCGAUGAUGCCGGAGUGCAGACUACACGUCGCUUUUUGCUGGAAUGGCUCAGUUUCCAACAUCGUUAUGUUCCAGCCGGGAUUUUGGAAUAUUUACCCGCCAAGAUCAACCAAAAACCCCCGCCCUAUUUUGGAAGGUCCGAUUUGGAAACGUUGCUGGCCAGCCGCGCCUCGAGUGACUGGCUGAAAAUUACCGAAAUGUUCUUGGGGCCGCCUCCAGAAGGCUAUUUGUUCAUCCCCAAGCACAAAGCCAAUGCCUAUUGA